This is a messenger RNA of Prorocentrum cordatum, 1847 nucleotides long. The record is from the annotation of a GenBank genome assembly. Lineage: Eukaryota; Dinophyceae; Prorocentrales; Prorocentraceae.
CUCCUCUUUGCCCCUCUUCUGCCUGAGCCCUUCUGUCCGUCUUUCCCUGCUCCUGCUGCACGGCCUCUGCGCCUCUCUCCGUCUCCUCUCUCCUCCGUGGGGGCGCACCGGGGCUGCGUCUCCGGCGCAGUCGCGACAGAAGUGGUGCCGAGACUGCCACGGGCACGGACUUGCUCGGCCUCGCCGCCGUCUUGGCUCGAGGGCGCCAGGCCAGACCGAAUCCUUCCACGCUUUGGCUCGAGGGCGCCAGGCAAGACCGAGUCCUUCCCCGCUUUGGCUCGAGGGUGCCAGGCAAGACCGAAUCCUUCCGGGGCAGUGUUGGAGGCUGUGGGGUGAGACCGAACCGGAACGGGGUCGCCCAGUCGGUGCCUCGGCUUCGGUCUCGGGUCGUUUCAGUUCGUGGCGUGCGUGCGAGCGGGGCGAGGCGGUGCGAGGUCCUCAACAUGUCUGUGCUUUCCCCGCGGGUGCACACAUAUGCGGUGAGAUCGAUACUUUAGAGUGCGUUGAUUUCGAGAGUUGUACAUGCAUGUAUACAGAUAUUCAUAUGCAUCGAUCCUGUGAUCGGACUGUAGACCGUAUGAGCCAAUGUAUGGGGAUAUCAAUCUCCAUAUAUGGACAGGCCGCGGGUCCGAUCCGACGCCGAUCGCAAAGCGAAAGCUUCAACCAUCUCCCCGACCUCCUUAUCACCCGAAGGGUUAUCCUGUAGGCAUGGUGGGAUCCUCUGCCGCUUGGCUGUUGACCGCAGCGCUCAAGCUGGAUGUCGUGCGAUUGGGGAGUGCAAUAAUGCUGGCCGAACAUCAGCGGAGCUACGUUCCCAAGUACGCACGCGUGGACGGCGAUAUCGAGACAAUGUGGCAAUUGCCUCAUGGAAUGCCAAAGGGCCUCUUGUUCAUAGCCCAUGGAUGCAAGCACCAGGGCACUGACGUUUUCAGUGAUGUCGGACCCGACGGCUGGCGACUAGAGGAGUGCAGCAACUCCAAUUCUGGCAGCUGCCUUGGCCUGCCAGAAGAAGUGAAAUUGCGUCAGACUGCCAGGAGGCGCGGCUACGUCGUUGUGUCUGUGUCUGGCGGCUCGGGCUCUCGCAGCUGUUGGCACAUGACGCAGGACCCGUCCCGUGUUUCUCGGGCAAUCCGGCACGUCGUCGAUUCAGAGGAGCUGCCGAAGGACAUCGCCGUGCUGGCCACCGGUGCUUCUUCGGGAGGCGCAUUCAUGGGCACACUGGCCGCGCCGCUUGGGCCGGACGGUGGUCUGCCGAACUUGAAGUGCAUCGUGCCGCAGAUCUCUGGGACCGCUGGGGAGAACCGCGGCGUCCCCACUCUUUACGUGCACAUGCCCAGGGACUCCAAGACUGCCGCUCGCAUCGAGGAGCAGAUUCGGGACCUUCGUGAGCGGGACGUGAGGGUCUGGGAGCUGAAGGUGCUGCAGAGGCCCGUGACGGAGGCUUUCCUGGAACAGUGCAUGCCCGCCGAGGCCGCCCGGCAGGGACUGAAAGCGCUGCGGCACGCGAGCUUGUUGGACUCGCGCGGGUUUCUGAAGAAUGGCAGCCGGCACAGGUUGUGGGUAAAGCCUCUCCAGGAAGCGGUGGGCGCCACAGUAUCGGACACUUUCGAGGCGGAUGCGAGCUGCGUCUCUGAGCUGAUGAACGUGGCAGAUGCGAUACAUGAGUUCACUGCCGAGUAUUCAGAGCAGAUGUCCAACUUCUGUGAAGGUGCAGACAUCGCUUGAGCGAGGCAGCGUGCGCUACAAUACGAUUAUGUGUCGCCAUCGGCCCUCGCAAGCGCUGGGGCAAAAGGGUAGACGUGCUUGAUUAGCAAGGUGGCCAUACGUAACAGACACAACUACGUCAA